ACGCGAUCGAUUCUGUUGUUCGCUAUCCACUCUCAACCAUGCAUGUCGACACAUCCACCUCGCGAGUUUAUAACAGAUAGGCUCAAAAAGUGUCAGAGCUCGACAGAUACUCAAACAACUGACUGCAGCAUCUACCUCCCACACUUGACCCUUCGAUGUCUCCUACAUACUCCUCAUUCGCAGUGCUCGGUGCUGGCGCUGUCGGUGGCCCCAUCCUCGCCGCCUUCGCCGCCCAGCCGUCUGCGAAAGUCAUCCUCCUCUCGCGCAAUGCGUCGAAGUCGGUUCCCGCGAAUGUCCAGCUCGUACAAAUCCCGUCGUACGAUGAUGUCCCAGCCGUAACCGCCGCGCUCAAGGCGCACAACGUCGAAGUGAUCGUGUCCACGCUGUCCACCGUGGCUCUUCCGGCUCAGCUUUCCAUCGCGGAUGCAGCGAAGCAGGCCGGUGUCAAGUUGUUCGUGCCGUCGGAGUUUGGCCUUUCGACCGAGAGAGACACCGAGGGUCCGUUGGCCGAGAAGAACAGGAUCAUCGAAAAGCUCCAGAGCGUCGGCGUGCCGUAUCUCCGCAUCUUUACCGGAUUGUUGAUCGAGUUUGUGCCCUGGGCCGUGAACUACAACGCGGAGGCCAAGAAACUUUACGUGGUCGGUAAAUCGGAGGGCCCCGUGUCGGUCGUAUCCGUCGAUGAUGUCGGUGGCUAUCUCGCACAUAUCCUUACCCACCAACCAACCUCCGUCCUCGAGAACCAGAUUUUGCGCAUUGAAGGCGACCGCAUCCCAGGCUAUCGGUCCCUCGGGUCGCUCUUCGGCGCAGAGGUCGUGACGGUCGAAGCGAUGGAGGGGGAACUGUCUGGUCUCAAGGAUAUGUUGAUGGACCUUGCUGAUCAGGGUCUGGCUACCACGGGCUGCGGCGUCGAAGGUGUGUCCGAAGCAGAAGCGUCCACAAGCGGCAACGCGCUAUGGGCGGGACACCAGUGGAAGACGGUCAAGGAUGUUUUCGGUCUCUAGUCGACGAGAAACGGAUGGUUAAUGGAUAACUAGAUGACAUGUGAUCUUACUUUUUUCUUAACGCGCAUUGUUCCUACGUAUUUGAGAUCCUAGUAUGAGAAUAGUCUGUGUCAGCGCACUUGCACCCUGCGACUCAAAUAGAACACUCUUGAUAGCAAUCCAUUGAUUCAGGUUGAAAGUCGAAGCUCCUCAAGGUAUGUCCUUCGUUCCGAGUGAUUAGCGUGGGAACCAUUCAAUUAUCCACAUGUCGUCGCGACACGGUUGGAAGCGGUCCCGUAAUCGUUGCAUGAUCGUAAUCAGUCGAGGGCAGGAGUAACAGGGAGCAAAUAGCAUAGUAAGCGCAGAAAAUCAAACGAAGCAUGCUCUACUCGCAGGUUCUGUAUUCAAUGUGUAGCCGUCGUGCAUCUGACCGUCAAAAAAACUCGAGCGCCUCAAUCAAUUACAUCACCGACAUGUACUCAUCGUCGAGUUAAGCCUGACUCACGGUCACUCACUCGAAGUGCGCGAUAAUUUCAGCUUUAACGCGCCUCGAGGGACCAUGUGAGCUCGAGCUCGGAAGCCCGCCUCCGUUCUGAGGGAUCAAUGUGCUGCAGAAAUUUCUAAGACCUGAAUUUCCGAUGGGACCGGGAGUGGCCUCUUGGCUCCUUUUGAGUUAGUGUGCAAGAGCUUGCCCCGAUUGGAAAUGGACUCGUCUCAAUAUUUGGUGAGCGAGAGAGCGAGAUACACAUCCAGGCAGAUUGUGAGGGAGGUCAAAAUGCAAAAAAGCUGCAAGGGAAUUCGUGAGACGGGACCUGUGUUGAGUCACAUGGGGAAGGAGGAUAUAUAUCAUGUCCGGGAGGGCAGACUCUUUCAUUCUGCUGAUGACAUGAAAAAACUGAAGCGAACUCAUCUUGUAAUGGGAUCAUUCAUACUCGACCAAUUCUGUACUGCGUAAUCCUUCAAUAUCCACUUCCAAUCAUUGAUAUGCCCACCUCAGAAUACCGUAUAAAAGGCAGGCUCGAAAAAGCAUGAAAACAGCAAGCCUUUCUCGCUCACGGCGAUAUCUGCAUCCCACGCUCAACACAUAAAUUCAUGUCUUACUCCUCGUUCGCAGUGAUCGGUGCUGGCACUCUCGGUGGCCCCAUCCUCGCCGCCCUCGCCGCCCAGCCCUCAGCAAAAGUCAUACUCCUCUCCCGCAGCGCGUCCAAGACGGUUCCAGAGAAUGUCCAGGUCGUACAAGUCCCAUCGUACGAGGACGUCCCCGCCGUCGGCGACGCGCUCACAGCGCACAACGUCGAAGUGGUCGUGUCGACACUGACCACGGGGGCCAUAUCUACCCAGCUGUCUCUCGUCGACGCGGCGAAGCAAGCCGGCAUCAAGCUGUUCGUACCGUCUGAGUUCGGCGCGUCGUCGGAGGGACAGGCGGAGGGUCCGUUGGGCGAGAAAAACAAGAUCGUCGGUGCGUUCGGCCCUUCCCGUACUCCGGCUGCUCGCUCAUGAAUUGAAUUCGCUCGUCCAGCAAAGCUCCAGAGCGCCGGCGUGCCGUAUCUCCGCAUCUUCGUAAGUGCUCAGCUUACACGCUCUUUUUGUGUGUGCCAGAUACUGAUUGAAACACUGCAUUCCCAGGUAGGCUCGACCCCGCUGGGGUCGAGUCAAGUAGCCCCCGCUCGCCCCCAGGUGGGGUACGAGUGCUGUAGCCCCUCCGGGGGCGAUUGGUGUCUAGCGUGGUCGAGUGGAGGUCUACAUCAGUCGGCACUGAUCGGAUAUCACUCGGACACGUCUAGCCCCCCAUCUCUUCCCACCUCGAUAGCUGCGCACGCGGAGAAUGUGAUCAAAAAUUGCUUGAACCAUCAUGAUCGGGAUGACUAGCCACCGCUAGGCUCUUGUGGGCUAGAUGCGGGUGAUCGGAGGCGAUGCCGCUAGACACACG
This is a messenger RNA of Mycena citricolor, 2910 nucleotides long. The record is from the annotation of a GenBank genome assembly. NCBI's taxonomy places the organism in Eukaryota, Fungi, Basidiomycota, Agaricomycetes, Agaricales, Mycenaceae.